Molecule: messenger RNA, 1080 nt
Organism: Klebsormidium nitens
Lineage: Eukaryota; Viridiplantae; Streptophyta; Klebsormidiophyceae; Klebsormidiales; Klebsormidiaceae
Source: the annotation of a GenBank genome assembly
GCACUGGGCAAGCACUGGAUCGGGCACUGGAUAAGCCGCCUACGGUGGAAUGUGUACUACUUCUAUGUAGCUUUUUCAACGACCCUGGUCCAUAUAGUAUUCAAAGAAAAGGAAUCGCUUUCUUUACUUCUUUAGCCAGUUUAGGUAGUUUCUCCAUAGAAACUGCAGGCGGCUGCUGCAUCAGCACAUUCGGUGGCGAUUGUGGUGGCGAUUGUGCUCGUAUCAACGUCCGAAUCCACCACGAAUCUGAGAAUAACAACUUGGCUUACUGAUAAGCAUAUACCUGAUUCUGCUCAAUUUCAAAUGCCGUCUGGAAACUCUUUCAAGCAAUACUGAGCUGGUGGGGCUGAGAAUUGUGCACAUUAUUGCACCUAUGAAGGAAAGGCUAUGAUGAUAUUGGCUCGGGGAGCAUGAGCGCCGGGGGGCAGUUCGGAGGGGCACGGGGCCUCAAGCCCCAACCCCCUGAGAAGGGAGUCUUUCCGCUGGAUCAUUUUGGGGAGUGCAAGCAGCAUAUGGCGGCCUACAUGGCCUGCUUGAAGGAGCAUGGGAGCCAGUCGGAGCCCUGCCGGGAGCUCUCCAAAACGUACCUGCAAUGUCGAAUGGAGCGUAAUCUGAUGGCGAAGCAAGACUUAGAGGAGCUAGGUUUUCGAGAGGGGUCGAACGAGCGGGAGCAACCAACUUCGUCGACUGAAACGGACGAGAAGAAACGGACGGGCUUCAUCGGCGGAUUAAGCAGUGUCAAGCGCUGAACCCUUGCAAGAUUCCCGAAGGUUCUGCGUGAGCUUACCGAUUUGACAUCCGCACGAGAUUAACUGCACUGAACAAACAGCAGACUGACGAUGUAAAGCACAUCAUCUACAUGACAGGAGGGCGGGCUGGGACAUGACGCAGGCCUACACAAAGCUCCUGAGGUUUUGCUAGCUACAAAGUUCUGACGUCGCUUUCCAACUAAUGUUGCCUUUCUUGCAAUCCCGCCGUUGGCGGUGGCGUUUGUGGUUCACGAUGAAAGUUGCAAACAAUGAUGCUUUCUGAAUUCUGUCACCCAUGCCUAAGCUGCCGCCAAAUGCAGGCCCUUCAACC